This is a messenger RNA of Trifolium pratense (red clover), 2463 nucleotides long. RefSeq lists its product as uncharacterized. Gene Ontology annotation, molecular function: zinc ion binding; nucleic acid binding. NCBI's taxonomy places the organism in Eukaryota, Viridiplantae, Streptophyta, Magnoliopsida, Fabales, Fabaceae. The record is from RefSeq and is a predicted model, not a curated record. The transcript has a single exon. The coding region runs from base 1 to 2463 and encodes 820 amino acids.
AUGGAUUUCAACAGUGAUGAUUUCAUGGACAAAUUGCGUGAAGCCUUAAGGAACGUUGACAUGAGAGAUGAACGAUGGAGGCCUAGAAGGGGUGAACCACGUCCAAACGUGGAUGAGUUCAAAAUCACCGAACUACCUGAAUUUAAUGGUAGUGCAGAUCCGGAGGUUUAUUUAGAAUGGGAGCGCAAGAUUGAUAGAAUGUUUGAUUUCAAGGAUCUUGAUGAUGAGAAACGUUGCAAAUAUGCGAUUCUGAAACUUAGCAAAAGUGCAUCGUUGUGGUAUGAGGGUUUGAAGGCUAGAAGGACACGAGAUGGGAAGGAGAAAAUCCACUCUUGGGAGUCCUUGAAGAGGAAGUUGCGCAAAAGAUAUGUACCAUCAAACCACCGACUGAAUUUGUAUAAAAAGAUUGCAGAUUUGGUGCAAGGCAAAAUGAGUGUCACUGAAUACAUUGAUGAGUUUGAGAACCUAUGCCUAAUGGGUGAAGUGGAGGAAAAUGAAGAGCAAAGAAUGAGCCGUUUCCUUCGUGGGCUGAAUAAGAACAUAGCUUUUGCUGUUGAGCUAUGUAAUUACACAGAUUUCACCACUUUGUGCACCUUGUGUUUGAAGAUUGAAAAUCAAAACAAGAGUAGAUAUAAUGCUGGGAGUUCUAGUGGUUGGUCCAAGGGAGGUGUGUCGGGUAGUGCAAAUCCAGCCCCUAACACUAAACCAAUGGUGAAUCAACCGAAACAAAGUGAGGCCGCUCCUAAACAACCCAUUGCCACGGCCAAGGAGACUAAUCUGUCAAAGGUUAGGUGUUUCAAGUGUCAAGGCUUUGGACACUUUGCUAGGGCUUGUCCUAAUCAACGAGUUGUGACCCUCCGAGAAGCAAUUAGCAUGCGUGAUGAGUUGAUGAAGGAAGAAGAAGAAUCUGGUGGCAAUAUUGAAAGUGAUGGAGUUGAAAUUGUUGAAGAUGAUGAUGAUGAGGUAGAAGUAUAUGGACCUCCCAUAUAUGAUACCUUGAUGCUAAGAACUUUGCAAGUCAAGGCUGUACCCGUGGAAGGAGAUCAAAGAAAUCAAAUCUUCUACACUAAGGGUCAAGUGAAAGAUAAGUGGUGUAGUAUCAUUGUGGAUGGAGGUAGUUGUACCAAUGCGGCUUCAACUGAAAUGGUGUCUAAAUUAGGAUUGCUCACAACAAAACAUCCUAAGCCUUAUGCGCUACAUUGGUUGGACAAUGGAAGUAGCAUAAAUGUUACAAGGCAGACGCGUGUGGGACUAACCAUGGGAUCUUAUGUUGAUGAAAUCUUGUGUGAUGUGGUACCUAUGGAUGCAAGUCACAUACUUUUGGGACGCCCUUGGCAAUUUGAUAGGGAUGUCACGCAUAGAGGAAGGUCCAAUGAGCAUGAAUUGAACUUCAAUGGCAAGAGGAUUGUGUUGAAACCAAUGGCAUCAAAUGAAGUCCGUUCCAUGAUUACAAAAAGAGGUAAAAAGCCUAGCCUCACUAUGUUUGCUACUGAAAAUGAAGUGAAGGAUGCUAUUGAUAAUGGUGAAUUAGUCUACAUGUUGGUUGCAAAGAAUGCUAAGCAAGACGAUGUAGAGACUCCUCUUAAACAACAAUUGGAGGCUGUUUUGGGUGAGUAUGAAGAUGUGUUUCCAAGUGAACUACCAAAUGGUUUGCCACCUAUCCAUGGGAUUGAGCAUCAAAUUGAUCUAAUUCCGGGAGUUCCAUUACCAAACAAGGCUGCAUAUAGGUGUAAUCCAGAGGAGACAAAGGAGUUGCAACGGCAAAUUGAAGAAUUGAUAAGCAUGGGUUAUGUGCGUGAAUCAAUGAGCCCAUGUGCUGUUCCGACAUUGUUGGUUCCUAAGAAGGAUGGAUCAUGGAGAAUGUGUAUUGAUAGUAGGGCGGUGAACAACAUAACCAUCAAAUAUCGUUUUCCCAUUCCAAGACUAGAUGAUAUGCUUGAUGAGUUACAUGGAUCGGUUAUCUUCUCAAAAAUUGAUCUAAGGAGUGGAUAUCACCAAAUCAGAAUGCGUGAAGGUGAUGAAUGGAAGACGGCAUUCAAGACUAAGCAUGGUCUAUAUGAAUGGCUAGUUAUGCCAUUUGGGCUCACAAAUGCACCUAGCACCUUUAUGAGGCUCAUGAACGAAGUACUCAAGCCUUUUUUGGGUAAGUUUGUUGUUGUUUAUAUUGAUGACAUAUUGGUGUAUAGCAAAUCUAUUGAGGAGCAUUUCACUCAUUUGAAACAAAUCUUUGAGACCCUAAGAGCACAAAAACUAUAUGGGAAGAAGGAAAAGUGUGAUUUCUUGGUUGAAAGUGUGGUGUUUCUUGGAUAUGUGGUGUCUAAAGAUGGAGUAUCCGUUGAUCAAACAAAAGUGGAUGCUAUCAAGACUUGGCCGAGCCCUACAACAGUUUCGGAGGUGAGAUCUUUCCUUGGUCUUGCAUCAUUUUAUCGGCGCUUUAUCCAGAAUUUUAGCACUAUAGCAUAG